GUUCGUAUUUUUCUCCUAUUGGAUAUUUGUGUUGUCUACCAAAAAGGCACUUGGCAACCGUAUCCCUUCAGACAGAGGACGGAGUUGUGGGAUGCAGUGCAAAAGGCUGCACUGUAGGGGUUGGGUUAUCAGGUUUUUCUUGAGCUCUCUGUGUGUCAGAGUGAAUUACAAGUAAGAGUCAUGUUGAGGGACACCAUGAAAUCUUGGAAUGAGAGCUCAGACGUCUACAGCAGUGACCAAGAGGAAGAAGAAGAGGAGGAGGAAAUGAUAUUUGGAGAAAAUGAUGAUGAUCUUGAAGAACUUAUGGAUCUUAGUGAUCUCCCAAUGUCUCUCUUUGCAUGUAGUGUUCACGAGUCUGUUUUUGAGUUAGAAGAACAGAAGGAACGAUUUCAAGCACUUUUCACAAUAUAUGAUGAGCAGGUCUCAUUCCAGAUGUUCAAAAGCUUUAGAAGAGUAAGAAUUAACUUCAGCAAUCCUGAAGCAGCAGCACGGGCUAGAAUUGAGCUGCAUGAGUCUGAUUUCAAUGGAAAGAAGUUAAAAUUAUAUUUUGCACAGUUGAAACAUGGCCCCUUUUCAUGAGGACUGAGGACGGAGUGUGCCCUUAGUGUGUCAGCAGUGUGUGUAGCAGUGCUAUAUAAGGAUUAUUACAAAUCCAAUAAAAAUAAGCUUAUGGGGAAA
Bombina bombina (fire-bellied toad) is the source of this 678-nucleotide messenger RNA. RefSeq names its product calcipressin-3. Gene Ontology annotation, biological process: calcium-mediated signaling. Lineage: Eukaryota; Metazoa; Chordata; Amphibia; Anura; Bombinatoridae. Gene Ontology annotation, molecular function: calcium-dependent protein serine/threonine phosphatase regulator activity; nucleic acid binding. Bases 181 to 579 code for a protein of 132 amino acids. The transcript is spliced from 4 exons. Gene Ontology annotation, cellular component: cytoplasm; nucleus. The record is from RefSeq and is a predicted model, not a curated record.